AUGUCACAUAGUGUCACACAACAGGUUGUUUUUCAUGCCCUCAUACUCCAAGUCGACACCGCCUCAUCUCACAUCAUAUCUAUGCGAGACAAGCUUCGUGAUAAGAAGGCUCGUGUAGCUACCCCCAUUGAUGAGCAAGAACUCGACUACAUCGACCUUGAUCAGGACAUUCUGUUUGACAAUGACGCACCUCUUGCAGGGCCUUCAGGUCAGGCACUUACAUUUGACGAUGACGCACCUGUUGCAGGCCAGGCACUUCUGCCCACCCCAUCCCCACCCGUUGUUUCAAAACGUUUGGGGUGUGCUAUCCGUAUGCCUCGACGAUUUGUUGACUACCUUCCUGGCUCAGAUAUACCCCUGGCACACAUGCCACGGCAGCAAGCUGAGAAUCACCCGUCUCCUCCCCGACCUCUAUCACAGCCUUCUGACAAAGGUUUGCCAUCUAUCAACCAACCAUUGGCUGAGUCAUUCAAGACAGAGCCCGAUUCUAUGGGACUAUAUCGAAUCUACCCGACACGCCCCACAUUUAUUCCCCCCAAUGACUCAUCUCUCAUCAAUUGCACAGAUGCACCAACGCUAGAAGGAGAACGGGCGACAGAGUCAUCCAACACACAUGUGUCUAUUCACUCCUCCUGA
Messenger RNA from Suillus subalutaceus, 636 nucleotides. RefSeq lists its product as uncharacterized. Lineage: Eukaryota; Fungi; Basidiomycota; Agaricomycetes; Boletales; Suillaceae. The record is from RefSeq and is a predicted model, not a curated record. The transcript has 4 exons. The coding region runs from base 1 to 636 and encodes 211 amino acids.